This is a messenger RNA of Botrytis byssoidea, 717 nucleotides long. RefSeq lists its product as uncharacterized. The transcript is spliced from 2 exons. The coding region runs from base 1 to 717 and encodes 238 amino acids. The record is from RefSeq and is a predicted model, not a curated record. NCBI's taxonomy places the organism in Eukaryota, Fungi, Ascomycota, Leotiomycetes, Helotiales, Sclerotiniaceae.
AUGUCAUCUCCAAAACACCUUCGUAUUGGCGUAUUCAAUCCAGCUGGAUGCCAGCUUCUUGAUAUGUCAGGUAUUGACAUUUUUUUCAUGCUUUCACCAGAAUAUCUUUCUGAAUGUGGGUUACCGCCCCCAUUGAUCGGACUUGGGAUUAGUUGUACGAUAUACUAUAUAUCUCUUCCUUCCACAGGGCCCGAAGUGAGAUUGACAGCUAACGCUAUGCUUCGAAUAUCGAAAACUACAAUAGACAAUGAAGUGCAGCCAGGUAUGUUGGACAUCGUGAUGGUUCCGGGACCAGAUCCUAGAACAGUAUUGGAUCAAGACACACGAACAUUUUUGAAAUCACACGCGGAGUGGAGGGGAGAGAAUGGAGAGAAGGUUGAUAUCUUAAGCAUCUGCACGGGAAUUUUCUUAGUGGCUCAAAGUGGCAUUUUGAAAGGAUUGAGUGCUAGUGGACCAAGAGCUCUAAUUCCGCGGCUGAAGAAGGAGUUUCCGGACACAAAAUGGAUGAUGAUAGGAGGUGGGUUGUGGAUCAUAAUAUUUGGAGUAGUGAUAGGUGGCAUUACCAAUGGACUAGAAAUGAUUGCUGCAUAUAUAAGACAAAAGUUCCCUGGUCCAGCAGCAGAGGCAGUAAUGGCAAUGGCAGAUGUUGGAGAGAAAGGUGUCUUUUAUACAAAUGAAAAACGAAGGAAACGCUUUGGUGGUUAUGGCAGAUAUUGA